Molecule: messenger RNA, 1030 nt
Organism: Spinacia oleracea (spinach)
Lineage: Eukaryota; Viridiplantae; Streptophyta; Magnoliopsida; Caryophyllales; Amaranthaceae
Product: polyadenylate-binding protein 2
Exons: 6
Coding region: 122-790 (222 amino acids)
Molecular function (GO): poly(A) binding
Source: RefSeq, a predicted model, not a curated record
UGUGAUUAGUUCUCUCGGCUGAUAAGUUCCGCAAUUAGGAUUAUUGGCAUCGACUCCCCUUCCAGACCAGCGACGUACGCUUUCAGGAAGUGAGGUGAGAGAAAAUCUAACCCACCAAAACAUGGAUGAAGAAGAGCACGAGGUCUACGGAGGAGACAUCCCCGUCGAAGGAGAUUUAGAGGGAGACUUGGAUGCUCACAAUCCCGACGUCGACAUGUCCGCCGCCGACGAUGACGCCGUCAAGGAGCUUGAUGAAAUGAAGAAGAGGUUGAAGGAGAUGGAGGAAGAAGCUGCUGCUCUCCGUGAGAUGCAGGCUAAAGUUGAGAAGGAAAUGGGUGCAGUUCAAGAUCCCGCUACUGCUGCUGAAUUGGCUAACAAGGAAGAGGUGGAUUCACGGUCUGUUUUUGUUGGAAAUGUUGAUUAUGCAUGCACCCCCGAAGAAGUUCAGCAACAUUUUCAAGGUUGUGGGACAGUGAAUAGAGUGACCAUUCUAACUGACAAGUUUGGUCAGCCAAAGGGUUUUGCAUAUGUGGAAUUUGUUGAACAGGACGGUGUUCAACAGGCGCUUCAGUUGAGUGAAUCUGAAUUGCAUGGCCGUCAAUUGAAGGUGCUGCCCAAGAGAACAAAUGUGCCGGGCAUGAAACAAUUUAGGGGAAGACGUGGUGGUGGAGGUUUUAUGCCCUUCCGCUCCCGCAGACCGUUUCCUCCACCUUACUUCUUUAACCCAUAUGGUGGCUAUGGGAAGGCUCCUAGAUUCAGAAGGCCAACCCGCUACAUGCCAUAUUACUAGAAGGAACUCUACCCGAAUGAUAGGAUUCAUUGUGUGCACUAUAAUAGAUGUUGCCACUGUCGUCUUCUGGUUGAUAAAUGACGUUCAGUUACUGUUGUUUUCAUGUAGUUUCAGAUGUAUGACAUAUUUUCGAAUUUCAUACUCGUAUUAGACCUUUUUUUUUUUUUUUGACGGGGUAUUAGACUUAUUUACUUUCUUUCCAGUUAUGGUUCUGUCCUGUUAAGGCUGCCUUCCUUUUGA